Messenger RNA from Anopheles aquasalis, 1656 nucleotides. RefSeq lists its product as uncharacterized. The record is from RefSeq and is a predicted model, not a curated record. Gene Ontology annotation, cellular component: cytoplasm. Gene Ontology annotation, biological process: apoptotic process; positive regulation of neuron apoptotic process; proteolysis. Lineage: Eukaryota; Metazoa; Arthropoda; Insecta; Diptera; Culicidae. Gene Ontology annotation, molecular function: cysteine-type endopeptidase activity.
AUGGAAAACGUGCACCGGAACGACGAAACGGACUCGGUUGUGUUGAGACACUCCGAUACACAAGCCGAUAGUGCGCCUAUUCCACAACAUCAUAUUAAAAAUGCUAAUCCAGACGAAGAGUAUAGCAUGAAUCACGAGAAACGAGGUAUUGCCGUCGUUAUAAAUCAAGAACGUUUUAAAGACGAGAAAGAUCCUACCAGACAUGGCACUAAUAAGGAUCGAGACGAUGUCUGUGCGGUGUUAAAAAACCUGCAGUUCGAAGUAAAAGUUUUGAACGAUCGCACAAAGCUGGAGUUGUUUAAAACAUUGGAUGAAAUUUCUAAACUAGACCACACAAACCAUGAUUGCCUUGUGGUAGUAGUGAUGACACACGGUGAUCCAGAUAAACUGUACACUAAAGACGGAUCCUAUGUAAUUGAUGAACUAUGGAACAAGUUUACCGGAGAUUCCUGUACAACACUUCGUGGCAAACCGAAACUCUUUUUUAUACAAGCGUGUUCCUAUCAAAAAUUAAACACAAAAGAAUGCGACGCGGUUGAUGCUCAUGAUACAUCGAAGACAAAACGACCAACUUACACCAUUCCCACAAUGGCCAACCUGCUGGUAAUGUAUUCGACCUACGAUGGAUACAAACCAUGGCGUGAUACAAGCAAUGGUUCAUGGUUUAUACAAUCGCUUUGCGCCGUGCUUAAUUCACAUGGCCAUAACAAAGAAUUGCUACGAGUGCUGGCUAUGGUAUUACGGAAGGUCGAGGAAAAUUAUCGACAAUUUGUGCCGCACAGCGAAAAAAGAAAUGCUUUGAAAAAGUUGCCUUGUGUUGUGUCAAUGCUUACAAAGGCACUCUAUUUUCGUCCCAAACCUAUGCCGGAUUCUAAUGACUUGAACGACAAUCCGGGUUUUAGUAACGCUAUUCCAACGCCUCGUAAGCACUCCCGUAGGGAACCUCCUCCAAGUUAUACAAUGCAAAACAUGCAGCAAAAAGCGUACAUCUUCCUUAAUCAAACAUUCGAUGAAUGUUUGAAUGGUAAAUUUCUAAACAGUGGCAUCAAGGACGCAGAUGAGCUGAAAUCAGCUCUAAUCCAUCUAGGAUUCACUGUGGAUGAUUCUUCCAAAGAUCUAAAGCUGUGCGAAUGGAAAGAAAAGAUGAACAGCAUUGCCUCAGAAAAUCACGAGGACACGGGAUGCAUUUUGUUUGCGAUAAUAACGUGCGGAAAGGAUAAUUUGCUCUUCGUUCAAGACGAUACAUAUUCAGUACCAGACUUAUUGGAUCAAUUUUCGAACAGCAAAUGUCCAACAUUGUCUAGCAAACCGAAGGUGUUCCUCAUACAAGCGCGUACCGAGAGCGAGCGCGAAUGGGCUUGUAGCAAUCGUCACGAGGACGUACUGGUAAUGUACUCCUCCUAUAAUACGAUUACCGAUCGUAACGAGCAACCACAGCUCACACCAACUGAUUUCAUUCAAACGCUUUGCGAUGAAUUUUACGCCAACGGUAAAAUAUUGGAACUGAGCAGCAUGCUCGAAAGCGUUAGGCUCUACAUAGCCAACAAUAAUAAUCCGCAUAACCAACAGGAUCCAGCGGAUGGGGAUAGUCGGGAAGCAAACAAUCCAAUGCCGAUUCUUGUAUCGAUGCUUAGCAAAAAACUCUACUUUGACUAA